GCAAACAGAGCUUAAAAGUUUAGAGUCGGACGGAAGACUAAGCGUCUGGCGCCUGUCGAGAAUCGUAAAACUAAUCAAAGGCCGUUACAUUUUAUAGUUAUCGUGUGUUGUUCUUUUUUCUUGAAUGCUACAAAUACAUGCGGGAAGAAUAAUAAUUGGAAAAUGGAAAAUGCAAUAAAAUGAAGUUAGAAAACAAAUUCAAUAAAAUGCUCGCCUAACCAUUACGAGGUGCGCUCGACGCCAACACCUCCGACAGCUCCAAAUCGAAAUGGUCCACUCUCUAAGCUAGAGGGGAGCAGCGAAAAUUCUGUUUUUUUUUUUGGUGACGUGUGGACAGCAACAAUAUAGUAACAAUUUAAAUUACGUAGGAAGAAGCAGCAUAUUAAUAAAGCAGUCAUAAACAAAAGAGAGCGGCUACUGAAGAGAGUGAGUGAGUAACAGAGAGGAAGAGAGCGCGAUCAAAUGACCGUUAUAUUUAAAGAACGUUACACUUGAAGCCCGAAGCUCAGUCAGCGAUUGACAACGAACCCGGAACGACGCUAACGCGAACACGAACGCGAACGGGUAUAAAAAAAAACAACACCACAAAAAAAUAAAAACGAACCAAACCAAAAGCUAAUUACGCGCCACCACAAAAAACCAAAAAAAAAAAGAGAAUUGUAAUAUUAACUAAUUAAGAACGCAUCGAGAAAACCAGACGACACACAAAAUGCGCGAUGUGGCAGAGAACGGGGCGGGUGCGGAGGCCCCGCAGAGUGUUUCGGAGCCGGCGAGCAGCGCGCAGACGCAACGAAAAUUAACCCAAAAAAUACUGAUCGAGCUGGCCAUCAUGGUGGCUCUGACCAUACCCAUUUGCCUGUACGAGUUCGCUGUGGAGCCGGCUCGUCGUGGCUUCUUCUGUGACGACGAGAGUAUACGCUAUCCGUUUAAAGAUAAUACGAUAACGCCCGUAAUGCUGGGUCUGCUGGUGGGGGGUCUGCCCCUCCUCCUCUUCGUCAUGGUGGAGUAUUGGCGGCACUUGCGAGCCGGCGAGGUGUCGUCCACGGUGCAGCUGCUGGGCUGGCGCAUGUCCAGCUGGCUGGGUGAACUGGGCCGCCAGCUUUCCUACUUCAUGUUCGGCAUGCUCCUCACCUUCGAUGCCACGGAGGUGGGCAAGUAUACGAUCGGCCGCUUGAGGCCGCACUUUAUGGCCGUUUGCCAGCCCCAGAUGACGGACGGCAGCAUGUGCAGCGAUCCUGUGAAUGCACAUCGCUACGUGGAGAACUAUGAUUGUGCGGGCGAGGGCUACACCAUUGCCGAUAUACGUCAAGCACGCCUGAGCUUUCCCAGCGGCCACUCGAGCAUGGCCUUCUACGCCCUAGUCUAUAUGGCUUUGUAUAUGCAGCGUCGACUGCCGUGCCGCAGUUCCAAAAUGUUCCGUCACCUCGUCCAGUUCGUGCUGAUCAUGGUGGCCUGGUAUACGGCGCUAAGUCGCGUCAUGGACCAUUGGCAUCAUUGGUCCGAUGUGCUGGUCGGCUCGCUGAUCGGUGUGUUGGGCGCUCUCAUCACCGCGCGCUACAUUGCCAAGUUUUUUCGGAUGCCCUACGGCAACAUUAUCCUGGGAACUGGCCUGAGGAGGCAGGACACUUCGGCUACGCUCCAGGAGGUGUGUGCCAGUACGCCGCCUCCCUAUUGUGCUAAUGGCGGCUACACUGAUGAGCAGUAUUGCACGAAAGUGUGAGGGAACCAGAGGUGUUGAAACAAACACGCGUCCCACAAAACAUUCCAAAGCAAAUACAAAGAUGUAUUUCAAUUAAUUAAUAAGAACAGUUAAAUAAAAACUUCAAGAGCAAAUCUAAAUGCACUUCAAAA
This is a messenger RNA of Scaptodrosophila lebanonensis, 1851 nucleotides long. Its product is annotated as putative phosphatidate phosphatase. The transcript is spliced from 2 exons. The coding region runs from base 710 to 1720 and encodes 336 amino acids. Gene Ontology annotation, biological process: phospholipid dephosphorylation; signal transduction; phospholipid metabolic process. The record is from RefSeq and is a predicted model, not a curated record. Gene Ontology annotation, molecular function: phosphatidate phosphatase activity. NCBI's taxonomy places the organism in Eukaryota, Metazoa, Arthropoda, Insecta, Diptera, Drosophilidae.